Messenger RNA from Hyla sarda, 4404 nucleotides. RefSeq names its product dynein axonemal assembly factor 9 (gene DNAAF9). The record is from RefSeq and is a predicted model, not a curated record. NCBI's taxonomy places the organism in Eukaryota, Metazoa, Chordata, Amphibia, Anura, Hylidae.
GAUAGAGUAUGGUGGUACUAUUUGGAUAGGGUAUGUAAUAUUUGGAUAGAGUAUGGUGGUACUAUUUGGAUAGGGUAUGUAAUAUUUGGAUAGAGUAUGGCGGUAUUAUUUGGAUAGGGUAUGUAAUAUUUGGAUAGAGUAUGGCGGUAUUAUUUGGAUAGGGUAUGUACUAUUUGGAUAGAGUAUGGUGGUAUUAUUUGAAUAGGAUAUGUAAUAUUUGGAUAGAGUAUGGUGGUAUUAUUUGAAUAGGGUAUGUAAUAUUUGGAUAGGGUAUGGCGGUAUUAUUUGAAUAGGGUAUGUAAUAUUUGGAUAGGGUAUGUAAUAUUUGGAUAGAGUAUGGUGCUACUAUUUGGAUAGGGUAUGUACUAUUUGGAUAGUGUAUGGCGGUAUUAUUUGAAUAGGAUAUGUAAUAUUUGGAUAGAGUAUGGUGGUAUUAUUUGGAUAGGGUAUGUAAUAUUUCGAUAGAGUAUGGCGGUAUUAUUUGAAUAGGGUAUGUAAUAUUUGGAUAAGGUGUGGCGGUAUUAUUUAGGCAUCCUAUGGCAGUUAUAUUGGAAACCCCCAAAUAUAGUGAUGUGCAGGUGUCACCUGCUCUCGGUUGCUAAGCAGCAGUCUGAUACUCAAGGGGUUUAUUCCCUUCAAUAGGCAACAAAAAGGCAUCAAUUGACGCAGACGCCCAUAAAGCGCCCGCGUAUGUAUUGUCUGCGCACAGUUUUGCCCCCUAGUUGCCCUUAUGUACCACAAGGGACAGGACGUGUUUGCUGUCAUCGCUGCUGCGCAUGCGUACAUCAAGCACUAGUUACGGUAGCGCGCUCGGACGUAGGCAGCGCGCAGCAUUCUCUGUAUUGAUGCGCAUGCGCACACCAGGACUGACUUUACGGUAGCGCGCUCGGACGUCGGCAGCGCGCAGCAUUCUCUGUAUUGAUGCGCAUGCGCACACCAGGACUGACUUUACGGUAGCGCGCUCGGACGUCGGCAGCGCGCAGUGAGAGGUCGGGCAGGAGAAGCGGGGUAACGGGGCCAUGCCGAGCGCUAUAUACGGGGACACGGUGUGAUCCGGAGCCACACACGGCCGCGUCAUGUCCCAGAGGAGAGGUGCCCGCUAUCAGAGCUGCUCCCCGGCAGUCAGCUGUAGUCGUCUGCGGAAAAUACAAGAAAUCCUCACGAAAUCCAGCAAAUCCUCUCCAGACGGCCUCCUGUGUAUACUAGGGAUUGACAGCCGAUACAAUGAAGGAUGCAGGGAGCUGGCCAACUAUCUGCUCUUCGACCUGUACAGCCAGAGAAACGUUGGGUUUGAGAAGACCGGCUUUCCAGAAGAAGUCCUCGAUGAUGUCAUAAUCCUGAUAAAAUCGGACAGCGUCCACCUGUACUGUAACCCUGUGAACUACUCCUACCUGCUGCCGUAUGUGAGCUGCUGGAGGAACCUGCACGUCCACUGUAUGACCCAAAACGAGUAUGAAGAUGAAGAAGCGGCAGAAGAAUUUAAAAUUGCAAGUUUUGUCAACAUGGUGCGAGACUGCAGCCGCAUAGGGAUCCCUUACAGCACCCAAGGUCACCUGCAGACAUUCGACAUGUUCAUAGUGGAGAAGUGGCCCAUUGUGCAGGCGUUUGCAUUAGAGGGCAUCGGGGGCGGCGGGUUCUUCACCAUGAAGUACGAGCUGAUGGACGUGAGCGAGUCUCUGUGGACAGUGUACAGCAUCACGGACCCCGUGUCUCUAGAGUCGCUGCUAAUGGAGGACUUGGUAACAUUUCAGCACCAGUGGAGCGGUUUCCUGUCAAACUUUGAGACGGAGAUUCCUUUCCUCCUGGAAUUAUCGGAGUCACAAGCAGGAGAGCCGUUCAGGAGUUAUUUCAGCCAUGGGAUGCUCUCCAGCCAUAUAACAGAUAACAGUCCUUGUAGACAGCCCUUUGUGCUAUUCGGCAGUCAUUCCACCAAAGAGAAUCUGAAACCCGGCAACUUUAUAUUUCCAUCAGAAGGACAUCUUGUCAGGAACACGGGUCCUGGAGGCAGCACAGCCAAGCACAUGGUGGCACAGUGCGUCUCUCCUAAAGGGCCCCUAGCCUGCUCCAGGACCUACUUCUUUGGGGCCACCCAUGUUCCCUAUUUGGGUCAUGACAAUGAAACUUACAAGAAAAAUGAGCAAAUCACCCUCCUGUCUCAGAUCUACACUGCUGUGGUGGAGGCCGUUCUCGCGGGAAUCACAAGCUUUGUCAAGUGUUCCAGCUUUACCAAGGCAAAGGAAGUGGCGGAGCACAGUCUGUGGAUGCUGCUGGACUCCUUUAAUCUUGUUCAGAUGAAAGCUGCUCUCAGGUCCAAAGUAUCAUUUCAGAUUGAAGCUGUGAAUAGUCUCGGCAGGAUUGUCCCAUUGGAUCACGACAAUAGUACAAACUUAAUAAAAACUGCAUCCAUGACCGUCUAUGACAUUCCUGACCUGCAAGGCGGAAGAGGAAACUUAGGAUCCAUCGUCUUCUCCGAAUCUUUCUUGAAGUCGGACAUUCUUGUUAGAGACAAAGAUGGAGCGCCGCUCACUUCAGACAGCGAUUACAUCAUCUUGACCGCCGCUGUGCCUCGCGUGUUGUCAUGGCUGGUGGAAGAAAAUGAAGUCAAACUUUCUGAAAAAGCUGUGAAUACUGUGAAGGAACAGGAAUCAUUUCUCGGGAGCUUCCUGUCCGGCGGUGAUGGGGCGUACGUGUGUUCCAGUAGCCAUCACUUUGCACCUGAAGAAGGUAAAUUGUAUUUCUUCUCUAACGGCGUCCUGUUUGUUCAUCCGAAUCAUGGGAGCGUCACCAUAUCGAGGAGUCACAUGACCGCUGCAAAGUUUUAUGACGGGGACUCCAGCAGUGCCACCGCCGUCCUGCUCAUCGACUAUAACCAUUCCCUCCUCCCCCACUUGCCCCUGCACCUCAUCACUCCCGGAAACUUCAUCGCAUUCGCACUUUUCCCGAAGUCCAAGAGCUACCGGGGCUUCUACUCACAGGUGCUGAAGUCAUGGCAGGGGCAGAUGGAGAGUUCUAGAAUACCCUUUCAGCUCAUCCAGGAACACCAGCUCUCUGAGGAGCAAAGUAAAAUUUACUUGAACAUGCAGGGUCUCUAUGAGACGUUGUCCUACUCCAGCACUGAAAGGUGGAGCCACCGAAAACUGAUCCCCACCAACCUCCCGGGACUGGAGAGCUUCUUGCAGCACCUGGCGGUCAGCAGUGUGGGCCGAGAACCUGUCCCCAGGACACAUCUGCCGUCACUGCUCCAUCACCCGGAGACCAUCGCCGGAGACCAAGCUCCAAACGACAAGGUGGCGAUAAACAUCAUCACUGGGCUCCCUGGAAGUCAUUGCAAUGACCUGUGCGAUUUCCUGGUGUCGUUCCAGAAGGAAUACGGAAGGUGGACAAAGCGUCACUUGGAUCCUCUUCCUGAGGGAUAUUUCUACAAUGGCACGCAGUUUGUGAAUUUCCUUGGAGAGAAGAUGGAUUGUCAUCCUUUGAUGGAUCAGUUCAUAUACGAUUAUGUCAUCGAAGCAAACAAAGAGAUCGAGAAAUACAACCGGGAGCUGGAGCAGCAGGAGUAUUACGACGUCUUUGGACAGAAGCAGUGAGCGCUCCGCCGUCUCGAUGAUGUAGCGUUCGGCAUUAGCGGCCAUUAGUGAAAUGACUGCAGAACCACAAUAACCAUCUGUGAGCGGCGUCUCCCUCCUGUUUACAUGCCAUUAGUCUUCUCCUACAAUCUGCUUCUUAUUCGGGGGACGGGAGGGAGGAGUGGUAACUCAAUUUGCACCUUAUGCAUUCAGUUUGUUUUCCCUUAUGGCCUCCAGAGCUGGUUGCCAGACUCAUGUCAGAUUGUAAAGCUCCACGUAGUGAAUAUGGGCCUAGCCGAGCCGGCAGCUGGGUGUCAGGCCUAGAUAUACUGUCCUCUGUGCCACCCUUUAUUAGAAGUGAAUGUAGAAAGUCGUGCACUUAUCUCGGUCCCCAUUCACUUCUUUUGGUUGGAUGAGGCGGUCAUAGUCUUCCAUUAUAGGCUGCGGCUAUAGUUUUUUGCCUUGGUCUUAUCCCAGGUUCCUAUACUACAUCCCAUUCCUAUCAAUGGUGAUAGUAGCCGCAUAGACCAGUGCUUGGCCCCCAUCCCUCCCCCCCCCCGACAUACUAAUGCUAAGAUCCACCAAUAUUCAUGGUGUGAGCACUUGGAACGGGGAAAACCGAAGCCCCGGAUGCCCAAAAGUCUUGGCGUUACGUAAAUGUCGGUUUCAUGUUACAGUAUUGAAUUUGUUCUUUAUGAUAGGAUUUUAUAAGCCAUUCUGAUUCAGCAAUACAGGGGGAAGGAUUGCGUUGUCUUUACUUUCCCUACUCAACGUGCCGUAACAUUAGUGGCAGCCAUGUAUUGGGUGGAGCCAACAUUCCCGUCAUUUCACCCCCAAC